Molecule: messenger RNA, 403 nt
Organism: Cylicocyclus nassatus
Lineage: Eukaryota; Metazoa; Nematoda; Chromadorea; Rhabditida; Strongylidae
Source: the annotation of a GenBank genome assembly
AUGUCGCGUCGCUCGUUGCGAGUCGACGGGGCGACCGUCGCGCCGAUUCUGGACUGCAUUUUCGAUGUUGUUGUUGCUGCCAAAAAAAUCCGUUACAAGCCCUACCCUGUUCGAUUGCGCAUCGACUUGAAGAAUAUGCUCACAGUCUACCUUGACAAUUGUAUGCAGCAAACUACGAGACUUUGCAUGAGCUCUGAAAUCAUCGUUUUGUCGCGUGACGGUUCUUUCGGAAUGUCCGCAGCCACUGGUGGCCUUGCUGAAUCACGAUGUCGUUGACUUCUCCUCCUAUUGUUGACCAUUUGGGUGCAUAGUUGUGAUUGGUGUCAAGUCGGAUGCUAUUUGAUAAACUUUCGAACUUCCUUUGUCUGCUGUUACACCUUUUUUGAGACAGUGAUGUAAUAAA